Molecule: messenger RNA, 2094 nt
Organism: Cottoperca gobio
Lineage: Eukaryota; Metazoa; Chordata; Actinopteri; Perciformes; Bovichtidae
Gene: btbd17b
Product: BTB (POZ) domain containing 17b
Exons: 3
Coding region: 157-1605 (482 amino acids)
Molecular function (GO): protein binding
Source: RefSeq, a predicted model, not a curated record
ACAGGGAGCCGGGCGGCACACGGGGGCAACACACCUUUCUGCACUCACACGGCAAAGGCACAGCAUCGAGAAGAAGAGUCAGGAGAAGAGAGGCACAGCGUGAGGAAGAUAGGGGGAAAGGACAAAAGAAGAGAGGCAGGGAAUAACUGAGAAGAUAUGGUACGCUCAUGUGAACAAGGGAUCCCUGCCUGGGUCGCUGUGGGCACCCUGCUCCUCUUAAUCAACUCUGUCACAGUUAGAGGAGCUGCCCUGAAGCAGGAGAUAGCAUUGGACAAUGGGGCCACGGUGCUGAAUCACACCAUGAGUUUGGUGCAGCGUAUGGAGACCCUGCUGGCCCUGGGGAACGGCAGUGAUGUCACUCUCCGGGUGCAGACCAUCAACACGGACGAGGUGAAGGUGAUCCAGGCCCACAGUCUGGUUCUCACGCUGCAGAGUGAUGUGUUUGAGGAACUGCUGCUCAGUCGCAACAACAGCGCUGUGGUUUUGAGGGAGACUCCAGACUGUGUGGCUGUCUUUGAAAAGUUUGUCAGGUAUCUGUACUGCGGUGACAUCUCAGUGCGGCUAGAUCAGGCCAUUUCUCUGCAUAGGCUGGCCAGCAAGUAUCAUGUAUGGGGCUUGCAACAGGGUCUGACCCAGUUUAUGACCCAACAUCUGUCUAGUGAUUCACCCACAGGCCAUGUGAUUGGCUGGUACAACUAUGCAUUACAAAAUGGGGACAUGGUCCUGCGAGACAGCUGCCUGCAGUACCUGUCCUGGAACCUGUCUUCUGUGCUGCAGAGCGGAGAGUGGAGCUCCAUCAGUGAAGACCUUCUAUUUUCCUUGCUCCAGCGCUCUGAUCUCAUUCUACAGAGUGAGCUGGAGCUCUACGAAGGACUGGAGGCCUGGAUUAGCCAGAACCAGCCUGUCAGUUCAACGGUAGAAAGUGCCCUAAAGGCUGUUCGAUACGGCAUGAUUCCCCCUCAGCACCUCUUCCGUCUUCAGAAGCAAUCCCCCCUCAUGCAGAAGCAUUACGAGUCUAUCCGUGAUCUACUCUACCUAGCUUUCCAAUUUCACUCCGCCUCACCUAUCCAACUGGCCAAGUACUUUGAUGUUAACUGCAGUAUUUUCACUCCCCGUAACUACCUGUCCACCUCCUGGGGUUCUCCUUGGGUCAUCAAUAAUCCCACCCGUGAUGACCGCAGUUUCAGCUUCCAGACCCAGCUCGGACCUAGCGGCCAUGAUUCCAGUAAGCGAGUGACCUGGAACGCCCUGUUCUCCCCUCGCUGGCUGCCACUCAGUGCCAGGUCAACUUAUACUGAGCUGGGUGCCCUGCAGCCUACACGCACAGAUGGUGGUCGACCUCGCAUCAUUGUAACACCAGCCACUUCUAGCCCAGACUUUGCCGGUGUGAGUUUCCAGAAGACAGUGAUUGUGAUGACAAGACAGCAAGGAAAAGUGGUUGUUCGCCACGUCUACAACUUCCACCAGAGCACAGAGGAGGCCGGGGAUUUCCUGGUGGAUGCCGACCUGCAGCGCCGUGCAUCAGAGUACCUGAUUGACAGCUCCCUCUUUCUGCAUAUUGUAAUAAAACCUCUCUACCAUACCCUCCUUGUUGCCAGGAAGUGAAGGCAAGAAUUUGGUCUGGCCUUGCCAUCGGUUAGCCACCCUCCAGCCACACAACCACACGCACAUAUUCCAAAGUAAACUCAUAUCACAGCAUGUGUUUAUGCAUCAGGUCUGUAGCAUCUCUAUUUGGCAAGGAGGUGUUUGUUACAAUACAGAAAACUAAAUUAAACAGCUCAGCAGUGAUUAUCACAUAAACAAUGGUAGGUUUUUCAGUAUUUCAUGUUAAGAAAAAGAAACACUUGUACUGUAUUUGUUCAGGUAUUCUAUAGUCCAGCUCUUAAAUGUAUUAAAUGUAUGUGAUCGUUAUUGUUGUUUGCAUAGGUAUUACAUAAGUCUUUCUUUAAAAUAAAAAGUUAUUGCUAUUGAUUUGAUGUAUUUCACUAUUCAGCAGUCAAAUAUAGAUUUUUAGUUCAUGGCACUUAUGACAUACACGUAUAUACUUGUUUGUUGUUUACAUUCCAACAUGUAAAAUAAAGUACAAUCCCAUUA